AUGAGUGGAGCCAGGGCUAGUGGUGGGCGCAACCAAGGCUACCGAGAAAGGCGCGGUGGCCAGGAAAACAGCGCAGGGAGGCUAGGGUCCAUCGGCUGGUGGGGAGGCCUAGGGCCAUCUGGUGGCCGCAAGCGAGUAGUGAAGGGCCAAGGGCCAGGGAGUCACGGAAGCAAUGUUUCUCCUGGUCUUCCAGUGAAAGAAAUCCCGGGGUCCUAUGGCCUGCCCUUAGUCGGCUCUCUCGUCGACCGCUUCGACUACUUCGUCACGGAAGGCGCCGAGAACUUCUUCAAGACCCGCAUACACAAAUACAAGAGCACUGUAUUAAGAGUAAACAUGCCGCCUGGUCCGCCCAUCGUAUCGGACCCCCGGGUGAUAAUGCUCCUGGACGCCAAGACCUUCCCCACUCUCUUCGGCCUCACCAAAGUCGACAAGAGAGACGUGCUCACCGGAGCCUACAUGCCCAGCACCGAUUUCACCGGCGGCUACAGGACAGCUGUCUACCAAGACCCCUCUGAAAAAACUCACGGCAAGCUCAAGGCCUUCUGCUUCGAGGUGCUGAAGAUGUCCCGCCCAAGGAUCCUGCCCGAAUUUGCCAGGGCAUUCGAAGAGCUGUGCGUUGAAGUCGAAAAGGAAUUCGAGAAAGAAGGCAAGGCGUCUUUCAGCGGGCAGGUCGACGAUCUGAUAUUCAAUUUUCUCUGCCGGGCUCUCGUCGGGGUAGAUCCAGUGGCCCCUGGCCCGGGCAGUCUGGUGACCGAAGGACCCACCUAUGCGACCACCUGGCUCGCGCCUCAAGUUGCCCCAAUCGCUAGCUCUGGCGUUUUGCCCAAGGUUCUCGACGAGCUCACAAUACACUCAAUUCCACUUCCCUUCGCUCUCGUCUCCGGGAACUAUCAGAAGCUUUAUGAUUUCAUCGACAAGCGCGGAUCGCCAGUUCUCGAUAUGGCAGUUAAAGACAUGGGUAUUCCAAGAGACGAGGCCUGUCACGACCUCCUCUUCAACCUCGGCUUCAACUCCUUCGGUGGAAUGCUCAUCUUUUUCCCCAGUAUUGUCAAUUGUAUUGCCAAGGCGGGCGGAGAUUUGCAUAGAGAGAUCGCUAUAGAAGUGCGCGGAGCAAUGGAGGCAAACGGAGGGCUGAAUAUGAAGGCGUUGGAGUGCAUGCCGCUUGUGCGCUCUGUGGUGUACGAAGUGCUGAGGAUGGAGCCACCUGUGCCGUUGCAGUACGCGCGGGCAAAGAGGGAUUUCAUGGUGGAGUCGUACGAGGCGCAGUAUGAGAUAAAGAAAGGAGACCUGCUUGGUGGGUAUCAGCCUCUGGCUACAAAGGAUCCUCGUGUUUUUGCCAAUGCCGAGGAGUUUGUCCAAGGGAGGUUUCUUGGAGAGGAAGGGGAGAACCUUUUGGAGUAUGUGCUGUGGUCUAACGGGCGGGAGACAGAGGAGGCGACAGCUGCUAAUAAACAGUGUGCUGGGAAGGAUAUUGUUGUUAUGGUCGCCAGGCUUCUUGUGGCGCAUCUCUUUCUUCGCUAUGAUUCUUUCGCUGUUGAUGAAUCCUCGUCCUCCGCCAUUUUUACACAGCAGGUAUUUGGAACAAUCCUGAGGGACGGCUGUAGUUCUUUUGCUUCUUAGGCUUUUUCGAAAAUGUAAAUCUGGGCACAGGGCAACUUCCCUGACCAAAUAAUGAAUAGAAAGA
Molecule: messenger RNA, 1684 nt
Organism: Cryptomeria japonica (Japanese cedar)
Lineage: Eukaryota; Viridiplantae; Streptophyta; Pinopsida; Cupressales; Cupressaceae
Product: allene oxide synthase, chloroplastic-like
Exons: 2
Coding region: 1-1620 (539 amino acids)
Biological process (GO): sterol metabolic process
Molecular function (GO): iron ion binding; heme binding; oxidoreductase activity, acting on paired donors, with incorporation or reduction of molecular oxygen
Source: RefSeq, a predicted model, not a curated record